AUGUCCGUGGUGACCCUUCAGCUGGGUCAAUGUGGCAACCAAUUGGGGUUGUCCUUUUUCGACAAGUUGGCACAUGAGCUUGAGCACUUCUCGGCGGAGGAUCGCGAAUGCUUCUUCCGCUCUCACGAUGCCAAGACGAUUGCUUCGCACGAAUCGAAUGGCGCGGCGACAGCCCGCGCGGUGCUGAUUGACAUGGAGCCCAAGGUGGUCAACCAAUGCGUCGGGAACGCUGGCCGAACUAGCAGUGGUCUACCAUGGCAGUACGAUGAUGCGAACGUCGUAUGCGAACAAAGUGGAUCUGGAAACAAUUGGGCGUAUGGCUACGCCGUGCAUGGUGCAGCCUGCCACGAAGCUGUGCUAGACGUUGUUCGAAAGGAGGUCGAGCGAUGCGACUACUUCAAGGGGUUUUUGGCACUCCAAAGCUUGGCCGGUGGUACGGGCUCUGGUUUGGGCUCGUUCGUGUGCGAUAGUUUGCGUGAGCUGUACCCUACGUCGUACCUGUUAAACACGGUAGUGUGGCCGUAUCGAUCUGGCGAAGUGAUUGUGCAAAACUACAACACCCUUCUCACCAUGGCGUGUCUUUCCGAGUCGUCGGACGGAGUGUUGAUCGUGGAAAACGACUUGGCCGACCAAAUAUGCCGACGCUUGCUAGCCAUUCCAACGCCAUCGUUCCACCAAAUGAACCAAGUGCUGACCAACCAUAUUGCGGCCAUGCUCAUGCCGGCACUUCCAUUUCAAAAAGACACCCACACCAGUCGAUUUUCCAGCUGUGCAUUGCCCUCAAUCAUCCAGCACCUAUGCGCCCAUCCCGGAUUCAAGCUACUCAACGUCAAACUCGUGCCCCAGUUAGCCCAGAGGUCCCGGGACUUUAGUGUGCAUCAAUGGCCUGGAGUCCUGAAACAUCUCCAUCAAAUGCACAUUGCCAACUCUGGCAUGGACGAAGGGGUGCGAUGGGAUGUCUCUCUAGAGAAUGGACCGAUCAACAAGAGCGUGGCGAGUAUGCUCUUUGUACGGGGCCCUCACUGUGAUGGUCAAGUGGAUCCAUUUGCAUUUCGAGACCCUCGGUUGUACUGCCCCUGGACCACUGCACCAUUUACAUGCAUGUACCACCCGCGAGCGUUCAGUGAAUACGACAAGACGGCAGCGUUGUUGAGCAAUUCCCAAGCCAUUUUGCCGCAAGUGGAGUCGAUGCUCGAUAAAGCGCAUCGCAUGUUUACAUCCAACGCUUACGUCCACCAAUAUGCCAUCCAUGGCGUGGACGCCGACUUUUUCCAGUCGUGCUUUCUUCGCCUCGAUCAAAUGGUCGUGAAUUAUACAUCCAUGUAACAAUUAUAAUGAAAUGCUAGAAUUAUAACUCCA
Messenger RNA from Aphanomyces astaci, 1359 nucleotides. RefSeq lists its product as hypothetical. Gene Ontology annotation, cellular component: cytoplasm; microtubule. Gene Ontology annotation, molecular function: structural constituent of cytoskeleton; GTP binding. Gene Ontology annotation, biological process: mitotic cell cycle; microtubule cytoskeleton organization. Lineage: Eukaryota; Oomycota; Saprolegniomycetes; Saprolegniales; Verrucalvaceae. The record is from RefSeq and is a predicted model, not a curated record. The transcript has 14 exons. Bases 1 to 1326 code for a protein of 441 amino acids.